Messenger RNA from Fraxinus pennsylvanica, 1248 nucleotides. NCBI's taxonomy places the organism in Eukaryota, Viridiplantae, Streptophyta, Magnoliopsida, Lamiales, Oleaceae. The record is from the annotation of a GenBank genome assembly.
AUGGAGGAGAUACUUUCAGGCAGAAAAGAGGGAGGAGAGAAGAUGGAGGAGAUAAUUUCAGGCAGAAAAGAGGGAGGAGAGAAUUUCAGCUAUAUGGCUGCCCGUACUGAUUUUUCGCCUCUGUUCACUACCAUUGAAAGCGAUUAUAAUAGUGAUGAUAAUGUGACUGCCGCUGGGAAAGAUGGUAUAGAUGAUUUGAGGAAAUCCUCGAAUGGUAAACCUCCAAGGAAUCUAUCUGUUGUACAGCAUUCUAUAAGCACUACAACACUAGUCUCGCCCUCUGAUUUGGAUUCUGAUCUUGGGGUGUUUGAAAUCAAGUCACCUUCAGAUGUAAAGUCAAGCUUCAUACCAGUUUUUCGAUCUGGAAGUUGUGCUGAGAAAGGACCAAAGCCAUACAUGGAGGAUGACCACAUAUGCAUAGAUAAUUUGCCUCAACAUUUAGGCGAGAUUGCAGGUUUUCCUUCGCUCGGAGCUUUCUAUGGGGUGUUUGAUGGUCAUGGAGGUACGGAUGCAGCAUCAUUCAUUAGGAAUAACAUUCUCAAGUUUAUAGUUGAAGAUUCGUGUUUCCCUGCUUGUAUAGAAAAAGCAAUUAAGAAUGCGUUUCUGAAAGCUGAUUAUGCUUUUGCUGAUGAUAGUUCCCUCGACAUAUCCUCUGGAACCACGGCCCUGACUGCAAUCAUAUCUGGAAGAACAAUUGUAGUCGCCAAUGCAGGCGACUGUCGAGCUGUGCUAGGGAAACGGGGUAGAGCAAUCGAGCUAUCUAAAGAUCACAAACCUAAUUGCACGUCUGAAAAACUUCGGAUAGAAAGACUUGGUGGAGCCAUAUAUGAUGGUUACCUUAACGGCCAACUGUCUGUAGCACGUGCUCUUGGAGACUGGCACAUGAAGGGCCCAAAAGGUUCUGCUUGUCCUUUAAGUUCAGAGCCCGAGUUGCAAGAAACACUUUUGACCGAAGAUGAUGAGUUCUUGAUUAUGGGCUGUGACGGGCUUUGGGAUGUUAUGAGCAGUCAGUUUGCAGUCACAAUGGCUAGGAAAGAAUUGAUGCUGCACAAUGAUCCAGAAAGAUGCUCGAGAGAGCUGGUUCGGGAAGCGCUGAAGCGCAAUACAUGCGACAAUUUAACUGUUAUUAUAAUUUGCUUCUCACCAGAUCCUCCACCUCGUAUAGAAAUACCAGAGAGUCGGGUAAGGAGGAGUUUAUCAGCUGAAGGGUUGAAUCUUCUUAAAGGUGCAAUGGAAAGUAACUCGUGA